Molecule: messenger RNA, 2065 nt
Organism: Oreochromis niloticus (Nile tilapia)
Lineage: Eukaryota; Metazoa; Chordata; Actinopteri; Cichliformes; Cichlidae
Gene: luzp2
Product: leucine zipper protein 2
Exons: 12
Coding region: 226-1278 (350 amino acids)
Source: RefSeq, a predicted model, not a curated record
CGGUCCGUGUCCUCGUGUUAUUUAAAGCCAGAGAUCCUCCCUCUCGCCGAGCCACUGUGUUGCAUCUGUCUGCCUCGCCGCUUGUGUGUCUGGGUGCGUGUGUGGAUGAGAGUGCGCUAAAAAACCCAGGCAGCCAGUGGGAGAGCUAGAGAGCGAGGGAGAGAGGCACGGGGGAAAGGCAAAAAUCAUCCAAGAAGGGAGAAGGAACGGGAGUGUGAGACAGCUAUGAAAUUCAUCCAAGCUAUUUGCUUACUGCUUCUCUGUCCAGCUCUGAGCCUCAACACCAGACAAAGUUACGAUGGGCUGGAAAAGAAGCUAAAGGAAGUCUUCACUGAACGAAGCAGCAUUCUGCACCAGCUCUCCAAGACUUCAAAGGAACUGGACAGCAUAAAAGGCAACCUUCAGUCACUGAAAAAUGAUGACAGAGUAGCCAAGAAAGAUGUGCAGAGGAUUUUGGAGCUGAGCCACAAACAGAGAGAGGAGAUGAAGUCCCUCCAGGCAGCCUUGCAGAAGCAGCUGGAUGAGGCAAAUGAGAAAGCGGAGAAGCAGCAGGCCACGAUUAAAUUUCUUAAAGUGGAGAUGGAGAAAAAAACCAAAAUCAUCAAGGAUUUACAGCAAGAGAACAAGAGCUUGAAAAACAAGCUACUCUCGGGGAACAAACUUUGUGAUGCCUAUGCUGAGGAGUCCAAAAAAAUCCAGGCUCAACUGAAAGAACUGCGGUACGGGAAAAAGGAUUUAAUUUUUAAGGGGCAGCAGCUAAUGGACUUGGAGCACAAGUUAACUGUGGCCAAGGAAGAACUGGAGAAGACUGCGCUGGAUAAGGAAUCUCAGAUGAAGGCGUUGAAGGACACAGUUCACAUCUGCUUCUCAGCCGUCCUGCACAACCAGCCCAGCAGCAGUCACAGAUUUCCCACCUCCCCCACCCACUUGUUCAGAUACUCAUCGCUCAUCAACAGCUCUAGAGUCACCUUUCAACAGCCACAUGCCAAGGAUAUCUCCAAAGUUCAGAGAAUUGUCACUGCCAGUAAAUCACCCAUGAACAUCAGUGUCAUGAGGAGAGAGAACGGUGGAGCCAAAGAGUGCCAGAUGGAAAAGACCGGGAGUGACUGCUUCCAGAAUCAGACGGAGGAAUCAGCUCCAGAAAGCAGAAAGCUACCAGAGCAACAGCAGGAAAAGAGCCAAGUGCAGAGUGGAAAAUUCGACACAAAGCCCACACACGACAAUGACGAGGCAGAGGGAGGCAGCAGCAAAAAGACAAAGCCCCAUAAAUACAACUGAGAGGACGGCAUAUCAACGGGAGCGCAGAUCUACUGCAUUGCCUGAAGGAUCUUUCUAAGAGCACAUACUCGCACACUUCUACAAAACGCGUGCACACACACACACACACAGACACACACUCACUUUUUCGACACACAUGCACACAUGCGCAUAUCAGCAUCGUUAGCAAGAGCUGAGACACUGGAAUUGUCAACAAAUUUCAAACUGUCAUCUAAAAAAACCUCCAUAGUAAAAUGGCAUGCGUUUAGAAAUUUUUUUCAAAGGUAGCAAUGGCACUGGUAACUUGUUUCAUGAUCGUUCAUUUGUUGUUUACUUAUCUGAGUUUUGUUCCGAGUGAGGACACUGCUUUCUAAAUGUGUGAUCUUUCUAGAAAAUCCCUUUGCACUGGUGAGGUCUGACACUGUAUCCUGUGAUAAGUAUAUCAAUUGACAAAUAAAAAAGUACUCCUACCACUACUAUUACUACUACUACUACUACCCAACUUAGAAUAUUGUUUGUCACUCAUUGUAGCAAGGUUAAUUUACUCCUCCACAUUUUGAAAUAUAGAGGCUCAAGUUGGCUGGCCAACUGUUCAACAUUUAAUAUUUCAGCACUCUUUCUGCCUUUAACACUCCAGAGGCAAAGAGCCAAAGACUCACAAUGGGUCGUCUCCCUGAGAAUGUGCCAUGCACUGAGUAGUAACUCCUAGCUACAUGUAUCUGUGUUAUCUGACCUUUCUGUGUCCUUUCAAUAAAUUGUAAUUUUCAGUAAAUGUGUGAAGAAUAAAUGGUUAUUUGUGGGAAAGAAA